AUGGCCGGUCACGCAGCUAAAUAUAUUCGUCAUGCAGCAGCAUCGGCUCCUCACGUCGAUCCACGUUUAAAGUGGACUUCUAAAUUAUUAGGUGCUACUAUGUGGUUCGUUAUUAUGUACAGAGUGAAAGAAGAUGGUCCAGUUAUGUUCGGCCAAAAAUUACCAUUUGAAAACCAUUAA
Debaryomyces hansenii CBS767 is the source of this 180-nucleotide messenger RNA. RefSeq lists its product as uncharacterized. Bases 1 to 180 code for a protein of 59 amino acids. Gene Ontology annotation, cellular component: mitochondrial inner membrane. Lineage: Eukaryota; Fungi; Ascomycota; Pichiomycetes; Serinales; Debaryomycetaceae. The record is from RefSeq and is a predicted model, not a curated record. The transcript has a single exon.